CAAUGCGCAAUUAUAUGAUGAUAAUCCAAAGUGACAAUUUAUAGAGGUGAAGACAUGUAUCUUUCUAGCUACUUAUAGCUUUUGCUUUGGAAAUGCCAAAACAGAUGAUACGUUGUGAGACUGGUCCAUUUCUUUCACUCUCAAAUUUCUCCCGUGUCGGCCUCAACUUUUGGCCCGAUAACGCUCCAGUGGGAGUGCAAAACAGUCUAUUCGUCUGGAACCAGCAACGUUCUGGCUUUAUCAGGAUACGUACCGUUGAUAUCUAUUAUGCUAUUUACUAAUUAUGCCUCGACAUGAAAAGGAAAAAGCAGCCACACCUCCUCUGCCCUCCAGCUUGUUCUAUUGACAAUGCGCGCCCAGGUCCCAGCCGCUCGGCUUCUGUGGCCAUUGCGCUCUCCAACUGCAUCAACACAUAUACGAUUGCCAACAGCAAUACCCACAUCGCCAGCUAUAUACAGACACCCGUUACGAUGCCAAACCCUCCUUCCAUUGGCCCAGUACGCCAUCACCUUGAACAUCCCAAACCAACGAUACCGCGACUCCCUACACAACUUUACAACCACCGCCACCCAAGCCUCCUCUAACAGCCAACCCCACGGAACCCCCUCCCAACCGCAGAUUGUCCGGAAUAACAGCAGCCACAGCGUCAACAGCCGCCGCCGCCAAACUCGUGAUACCGAUGCCACUGAUGAAGCAGCAGGGGCCGACGGGGACGAGGCCAGCGAAUCUGCGCUCAGUGCGCUGAAUGUGCUUGCGGACGUGGCCGCCCCGUCCACGGCUAUUGAUUCUUGUUUUCCUGAUGGGUUCCAGCUGGGUAAUGGCAUGAGGAUUACGGAUGGUGAUGGGUGUUUGUUGGUUGAUGGGGAAGUUUUUCGAUGGAGGCCCUGGGAGGCGGGGAAAAAUGAUGGUGAUAGUGGGGGAGGGAGAAAGGAUGGGAUGCGAGCGAUGAUUAACGAAAAGGGCCAGUGGGAGGUUAGUGAGGAGGUUUGGGGGGUGUUGAGGCUGGUAUGGCCGAAACCCGAUCUUCUCAUACUCGGUCUCGGCGCCUCUGUUUAUCCAAUCUCUCCGGAGACACGGAGACAGAUCAAUCUUCUUGGUAUCCGAAUUGAGGUGCAGGAUACCAGGAAUGCGGCAGCCCAGUUUAAUCUCCUAGCUACGGAGAGGGGGGUGCAGGAGGUUGCUGCUGCCCUGAUCCCUCUUGGCUGGAAGGCACGGUAGUUAUAUAGGACGGGGAGCAUAGGUUGCUGGCUGUAAAAAAUUACCUUAUAUUACGAAUUACCAUUAUUGAC
Messenger RNA from Histoplasma capsulatum G186AR, 1289 nucleotides. RefSeq names its product DUF498 domain-containing protein. Gene Ontology annotation, biological process: mitochondrial respiratory chain complex I assembly. The transcript is spliced from 2 exons. NCBI's taxonomy places the organism in Eukaryota, Fungi, Ascomycota, Eurotiomycetes, Onygenales, Ajellomycetaceae. Gene Ontology annotation, cellular component: mitochondrial inner membrane. The coding region runs from base 349 to 1218 and encodes 289 amino acids. The record is from RefSeq and is a predicted model, not a curated record.